Molecule: messenger RNA, 822 nt
Organism: Linnemannia hyalina
Lineage: Eukaryota; Fungi; Mortierellomycota; Mortierellomycetes; Mortierellales; Mortierellaceae
Source: the annotation of a GenBank genome assembly
AUGCCCCCUGCCACCACCAUCACUACCACCGCAGCAGUAUCCACAGACUAUGGCAUGCCCCUCCACGAGCCCCUCAUUCAGUAUCCAAGCCUCGCAUGGCAUAUGCCGCAACAACAACAGCAUGUACAACAGCAAUACAUACAACAGCAGCAACUUCAAAUGGAUCAUACGCAGCGCCAACUUGACCUUCAAUGCACCAUCGUUCAACAACUCCAACUUGGUGGAACCGCCAGCCUCUUUGGGCAGCAGCUGGCCCAUACUACUCGUCUUUCCAACACACGUAUGGUUCCCACAAACACCGACCUUGGGUCUUUUGAAGGAGGAGCGAGUAUCUAUACCAUGAACGAUAUCCCCAACAACGCUGCUAUGUUACGGCCGCCCGCGGACACCAACACUCCCAUGUGCAACAAUAAUAACAACAGCGACAACAAUGACAAUAUCAACAAUGGUGCUGCUUUGUGCACGCAUGAUGCACCCGUACAUGGUUCAAACUUUGUUCUUGUUCGGGAUAUGGUGCAUCAUUCGGAGGAACAACGUCAAGCCUUGGAGCAGCAGCAGCAGCAAUAUGCGAGCAAUGAAAACCUCAUCAUGCAAACGCAUACGCCUGAGACAGCUGCAGGGGCAAAGCAACAGUACAGUGACAAACUCUGUUAUCAGUACUUUUACGCCAUACUUGCCCAUGCCGCUGCACCACCUUGCGGUCAGCCCACAGACCAACGUACCCUCCGAGAUGUCUCAUCUGCAGCAGCCGCAGUCAUCAUUUGUUUCUCCGACGCCACCGCCAUUGUUCAUUCAAUGUACGUUGCAGCAGACACCACCUAA